GUAGUCAAAAACAUGUACAUGGAUUUCAGAUUUGAAGUUCACUGUGUCAACUUUCGAAAAUCCCAAAGAUUCGCCGCUUACUGGACACAUACUUUGGCCAGCUCAAAUCUUGUCAUUUUUUUUCUUCUAUUUAGCCAGCUAAGGCAUUUUACAUCCACCCGACCAGUUCAAACCACUGACUGUUUUGCCAGCAGAAUCCCAAUUGAAUUCAAUUUUGCCAGCUCAAUUGGCCGCUUAAUUUAUAUUUGGCCAGCUAAAGCAAUUUACAUCCACCCGGCCAGUUCAAACCAGUGAUUUUUUUGCCAGCAGAAUCCCAAUUGAAUUCAAUUUUGCCAGGUCAAUUUUCCACUUCUUGGCCGAUAAGUACCUGGGCCCGCUCAAUUUCUACUUGGCCAGCUAUAGCCUUUUGCAUCAACGCUGACCGCUCUUUCACUGCGAUUCGCCCACGCGCCAAAGCGCCUUACAUCCACGUGAGCAGCCCUUUACGGAGCUCCGCCGCCAAAGCUCCAGCCGGAUCUGCCCCUCUGGAACAUGCCUACGCCUCAUCCCAAGCCACCAUUCAAUGACCGGUCCUGCCCCACCAGGCCUGCGAAAGACGGGCCUGCCAACUGCGCAUAUAGAGGCAGGGCGUGUCACGUGGUGUCCGCCAUGUAGUCACCUCUCACGUGGCAAGGGGAAAACUUCCGUACAUGGAAAGGUUUUCCCUUCUUUUUUUUCUUCAAAGGGUUUUUAGAAAAUAGUCGUAUUCUAAG
Molecule: messenger RNA, 752 nt
Organism: Metschnikowia bicuspidata var. bicuspidata NRRL YB-4993
Lineage: Eukaryota; Fungi; Ascomycota; Pichiomycetes; Serinales; Metschnikowiaceae
Exons: 1
Coding region: 13-294 (93 amino acids)
Source: RefSeq, a predicted model, not a curated record